UAAGUAUCUCACGUGGUGUGGUUUCGUAAAGAGGGGAAAAGGAACAGAGUAUUCGAAACCUUGAAAUUAGGGCUUAUAACCGAUGAUGCUACGUCUUUUUUGUCAUCCAGAUUUCCUCAGAUCAACUUGACCUACUUCUUGUGGUUCGAUUCAAGGAGCGACUUUAUCGGAAUUUCAUAAGGAGACAAUCGGAUUUUACCGGAAGAUACGGUAGUUAUUAUUAUGCAUAUUGAAGAUUUGAAGAAGGGUGUUGGUGAGUCAUCAGGGGAGAGUGGUGGUUUAUCGGAUUCUAAAAGAGUUUUGGUAGGAGCAGGUGCUCGUGCCUUGUUCUACCCUACUCUUCUAUAUAAUGUUGUUAGAAACCGAUUCGAGCCCGACUUUCGUUGGUGGGAUCAGAUUCAAGAGUUUCUUCUGCUAGGUGCUGUGCCAUUUCCGUCUGAUGUGAAACGGCUCAAGGAUCUUGGUGUUCAUGGAGUGAUUACCCUCAAUGAGCCGUACGAGACUUUGGUCCCUACGUCUUUAUACAAAGCUCAUGGUAUUGAUCAUCUUGUACUUCCAACACGGGACUACCUAUUUGCUCCAUCACUGGAUGACAUAUUUAAAGCUGUAAAUUUCAUCCAUGGUAAAACGCUUCUCAAACAGGCUACGUAUGUUCACUGUAAAGCUGGUCGUGGACGCAGCACAACCAUUGUAAUAUGUUAUCUGAUUCAGCAUAGGCAUAUGGACCCGGAUGCUGCCUAUGCAUACGUGAGGUCAAUCCGGCCGAGGGUUCUAUUGGCAUCCGCUCAGCGUCAGGCAGUGGAGGAAUAUUACCAUCUGAUAGUGAAGAAGAUGCAAUUUCCAAGCAAUAUCUGGUCUGGCAACAGCAGCCAAAGUUGUAGUAUGAUUUGUAGAUCGCCGAGGUUCUAUCCAGCGGCAGCAGAUGUGUUCACAUUUGAUGAUGGCUCGGUAGUUGUGAUAGCUAAAGCUGAUCUUGAUGGAUAUGAAUAUGAAGAUGAAAGGCGUGGUGGCGGUCGGCAAAUCUGGUCAGGUGUGAAUUUGGUUUGUCGGGUUGGAGUUGCUACUUUGGCGAGAUUUUCCAGUUUGUUGCACAGCAGCAACAAGAUUUCAAGCGUUCGCUUUGUAACCAGGGAGGACAAAUACUCUUCGAAAACUGGUGUCAGCAUAAACAUCCAUCUCUACUAGAGAAAAAAUAUCACUGGUUUGUGUACAUAUUCUUGCUGGCAUGUAUUAGCAAAACAUACUGAUGUGUUCGUUUAUACAGUAUUCUUGUAAAUACUACCAUAUCAUAAUAUGUAUAUAAGUAUGACACAUGAGAGUUUGUUUGAAAUCUCAAUAUUUCAAUUACAUUA
Molecule: messenger RNA, 1352 nt
Organism: Helianthus annuus (common sunflower)
Lineage: Eukaryota; Viridiplantae; Streptophyta; Magnoliopsida; Asterales; Asteraceae
Product: phosphatidylglycerophosphate phosphatase PTPMT1
Exons: 6
Coding region: 223-1185 (320 amino acids)
Biological process (GO): protein dephosphorylation
Molecular function (GO): protein tyrosine/serine/threonine phosphatase activity; phosphatidylinositol-4,5-bisphosphate 5-phosphatase activity
Source: RefSeq, a predicted model, not a curated record